Molecule: messenger RNA, 4437 nt
Organism: Oreochromis niloticus (Nile tilapia)
Lineage: Eukaryota; Metazoa; Chordata; Actinopteri; Cichliformes; Cichlidae
Gene: rftn2
Product: raftlin family member 2
Exons: 9
Coding region: 328-1629 (433 amino acids)
Source: RefSeq, a predicted model, not a curated record
AGCUUGUUUGUAGAGGGAAACUUUUCUCCAAGGAUCGCGCUCCUCCUCUCCACGCUCCUGACGUGCAGCCACUUCAGCGGUGUACUCUUUAAGCAUUAGCCGCUUUAUGAAGUCAUCUCUCGGGCCUUUUUUUAACUUCUUUUCUUAAAACCACCGAGCAAAAGCCUUUCCUGCUAUUUUUCAGAGGAAAUUCAAAAUAAAUUUCAAGGAAUCAACAGCGUGGACCGAGGCGGGAUGGGGCGGUCCAGUUGAAGUUGCGAGCUAAAGACAGGCUGAGUCUCCUCCGGUGCUCCCACCACACUAACGCCAGUCCCCGCCUUGGAGGCCAUGGGCUGCGGCUUGCGGAAACUAGAAGACCCGGAGGAUAGCAGCCCCGGGAAAAUCUACUCCACCUUGAAGAGACCGCAGGUGGAGACCAAAACAGACACCGUGUACGAGUAUGUACUGCUAGACUUCAGCUUGGAAGGUAGCCGUCCGACAGUCCAGUAUGUGUCCUCGCUGUCUGAGCUGCCUCAGGCCCUACAGCCAUACUACACACAAGGCUACCUCCUGGCUGCCCUUCACCCCAUCAUCCUGUCCGUGGGUCGGACCCGCUCGCUUCCCUUCAGCCUGCUCUACCGCGCCAUCCUGGCCCGUCCUAGACCCAGUAAGCAGACAGCAUCCAUGUAUCACAGCGUGCCGGUGCUGAGGGUGGAGGAGUGGCCUUUACCUGGAGACUCGCUGACGGCUGACACUGUCAGAGCACUCAUCGACAGGGUGAACAGCAGUGCACGGGGAGGGGUUCGAUUCAUUGGCUCCGUCCUCCAGCAGGUGAGUGGGAUCACCAAUGGCCGGGUGCACAGUCCAAAGAGGGCCUGUCGCUCGCCUCCACGAACACCUCCUGAAACACUGCCUGGAGACAGAGAGCUGGAUGACAACACCUACAGUCCCGAUUUGAGGUUGCUGGUCUUCUUCCACUCAUGGGCUCCUGGCUGUGCUCCUCUGGACUCUCUGGGCUGUCAGUACCACCAGGGGGCACUCUCCAUGCGUGUCUCCAGGAAAGGCCACGUGGUCAGUGCUCUGGAGGCUGAUUGGUUGGAGCUGACUGCUGCCUACUAUCGCAAAGGCUGGUCACUGGUAGACUCCUUUGUUUACUGGGACACACCUAAAGGCGAGCCGGUGCCUCGAUCGCUGGAGGGAUUGUUUGUGUACGAGGAGAGAAGCACGUCUCCUCCUGCCAAUGACACAAUUGUCGUCGAGCAGUGGACCGUCAUCGAGGACUCCAAUGUGAAAACAGACUAUGGGCCGCUCCUCCACACUCUGGCUGAGUUUGGUUGGCUGCUCACGUGCGUGCUGCCCACACCCAUCAUCCGGCAUGACAGUGACGGGAAUCUGGCCACAAAACAGGUUGUAUUCCUCCAGAGGCCGGUCAGAGGUCAGACAGCCGGACAGCCGAGGAACCAGUCUGUGUCCGGUCACUCUGUGAGUCGGGCAGCUAGCAGCCCCGACCCUCCAGACACCCUUGCUCUGCCUGCGGGAGGCAUCGGGGGAUUCCCAGUGUUCGGAGGAGGGUACCCCAGCUCCCUAUCCCACAUGGAGGAAGGUGGCUUUGAGCAGGACGAGGGGAAAGCUGAGGUCACCUGUAUGUAAGCAGGUGGACGUACCCAAGCGAAGAGAUAUGAACUGUGGAAGGUGCAGACUAUUCACCAUCUGACAGAGACUUUAAUGUAGAGGAGCUCUGCACUUUGAAAAUGUUGUUAACGAAGCCAUAACGAGAAAACGGUUGGAUGUGCAGAGUGAUGCACGCCUAAUAACAGGUGCUCCCAGUAUUAUAAAGCACAGGAAAUAUGUUAAUGUUAUUGUGAGAACUUGAAGGAGCGGGGCUCUGCUUUCUGCUUACAGUCUGGAGUUAUGCUCCUUCACAGCUCAGAAACAUACUGAAGCAGGAAGAAAUCUAGUUUAGUUUAUCUAAAGUUAUUUAGAAAGAGUACAAAAAGUGAUGUGGAACUAUAACUAAACAUAAUAGGAAAAGGUCACAGGCAGUUUUGGUUAAAAGGGCCCACUUGUUCCUACUUCAACCCCCUAAAAUCCAUGUUUCCUGAGAAAGUUCAUGAAUGUCAGCUUUAGAUUUGUAUGUCAGUGAGACAACAUCCUUCAGUCAAGUAAUCAGUGGUCAGUAAUAAAUGUAUUCCAGAAUAUGUGACAGGAAAAAGAAAGUAACACAUUCACUUUGACAUAUGACCGGAGACCUCAGCUGUGUGGAUGUAGCUGCUCGGUGUGGCUGCCAUCGUCCUGUGCGAUCACUGUGUGGUGUCAGUGGCUCUGUUAGGUUUAAUAUCGUACACGAUGGAGCUCCAUCAGUAGACAUUUGACUUGUUCUUUCAUAACUGGUUUAAAGUCCCAGCUGUGUGUACUUUCUGCUGGCGUGUGUAUAUAACUGACUCUCAGUCAGAAAAGCAGCAGAAGUUCAGCGUCUGGACUCAGAGUUCGAGGAAGUCUGCUGGAGCCUCGAGGAAGAUGAUGGUGGAGGUGUUGAGCUAGUACAUGGCGAUGCAGGGCAGCAGCUCUGACGUGUGAAAGGAGGAGAUGGGAGUUCAAACGCGAACUGGGAGUGUGUGUCAGGUGUGUGACGUGAGGAGCGUGAGGGACGUUGGUGUGCGUGACACAGGGCAACUGGAGCGCCACUUCAGUGUGUAGCUCUCACGCUGUGAUGAAGGCUCUGUGCUGAAACCAUACAAGGUAUAAAUGGUGGGCGUGGCUUCUUUGUCUGAAAAGUGAAGCAGACACACAAGUGCCUUAAACCUGCACUCUUUCUAAUGGCCACCAGGGGGUGAUACCAAAGGUCACAGGUCCUAUACAAGUCUAUAAGGAAACAGCUCCCUGCUUGGACCUGUAUGAACACGAAUUCAGUGACGUAUUUUGGAUCGUACUGAUUAAAACGCUCCGCUUUGUAAAGUUUGGUCACUCCAAGUGUCAGAGAGGAGGCCUCAUACAGUCGGUGAGCACGUGGUCUGAGUCAGCGCUACACCCACAGCUCAUUACAUCAGAGUUCUGAUGAUGAGAUCAUCACACAGUUUAGUUUUUGGAAUACAUUUAUCUGAUGUUUAGCUCUCCACUGAAGUUUUGUUUCUACUUUCACAUAUGUUUCACCAGGUAACCACACAAAAAGAGAAAAGUAAUUGACCUACUUGAGCCACCGUACAGAUAUGUAGUUAACCUAUUUACCUCCCCAGUACAUGAUGAAAGCGAGGUGCCUGAAAUGGUAUAUUUGUACAGAAAAGCCUAUUUCUCUGAGAUGUUACAGCUUUUUAUUAUUUAGCUAUCACUCUGGAAAUCAUUCAUAAAGCUCAUCGUGUUUAAAAGUAUUAUUUUCCUCCUUCAUUUUAAAGGUACUGGUAAUAUUCCUGCUGCUUUCCAGACAUUGUUACAUACAUCCUAAAUGGAUGGAGGGCUCUUUUUCUGCUGUUGUGCGUGUGUGUAUAAGUAUAUUAGAUGAUAAGUGUAUUUGUCUCAUUUAUAUAAAAAGGGCUUAAAGUUUUAAUUGGAUUUCAUGUAAGUGUAACUUGAGCAGAAAACUAUAUGCAAAUUUCUAAAGCUGAGCUUUGAAAUAGAAACGAUCGAUGUAGUUUGCAGUCUGUGAUGCACAAAUACAAGAAAUGUGAGUUAAAUGCCACAAACAUGAAUUUCUAACAGGUGCCAUGUUCUGUGAAUAGUAUCAAAAUGUUUAAAAGAAGACCCUGGAAACUAAUUUUUAGAAGGGAGAUUUGAGAUUUCAGGAUGAGGGAGGGCUUCCAUGGCAAUUCCUGAUUAAACUAUUGUUUGUUCUGGGAUUAUAUAAAGGGAAGUUACUUUAUAAUAGGACACAAAUGGGACAUAAAAAUAUGGACCGACCUCAUGAAUCAGGAAUGACUUUUAAGCAGACCUGUUCUUAUUUUCAGCAGAUUUGAUCUUGGACUGGUUACAACAGUCACAUUGCAGUAUUCACAGUGAACUGUUCUUAUUAGCGCUGAUCUUCAGUUCAUCCCGUCUGAAGCCACUUUUAGCUUCCUUUAAGCCAACUUUUUUACGAUUGGCUGCCCUUCGUUAAGCGUUUACAGGUGGGUGGGGCUUCUGUGCUUACAGCCUGAGGGGGCUUUAUUAGAGCAAACAGUAGAAAAGGCCAACGUGUACAUACCCUGAACUCAUUAUGUUAAUGUUUGCUUUGUUUAAUGAGCUCGAUGAUCAGAACAGUGCGUCAGGAAACGAGGAAAGCAGAGCAGGUCUCCUUAAAGAUUAACGUUCAGGUUAAUCUGAGGACUUUUAUAAAUAAGGUGCUGUUUUAGUUUGAAUGGAAAUGUAUUAAAUGGGUAUUAACUGUCAGUAUUAAUAUUCUAGCUUUUCCCUCUUUCAAGAGUUGUACAUUUCCCGUCCUUUAUCGUUGCUGUUAUUUUCUAUUAUUGUAUUAAACAGUAUUUCCCA